Gryllus bimaculatus (two-spotted cricket) is the source of this 5379-nucleotide messenger RNA. The record is from the annotation of a GenBank genome assembly. Lineage: Eukaryota; Metazoa; Arthropoda; Insecta; Orthoptera; Gryllidae.
CGGGUAUCGCGCACGUAGCCCACCGUCGUUGCCGCGGCGCCGUUAUCGCUCCUCGCGUCACAGAGAUGACGAGAGCGCCCGCUGUCGUCGCCGCCUGGUGCAGUUAGGCAGCGCAGCCCACCGCCGCCCGCCAUGGCCCCCGUUCGCGUGUUGGACGUGGCCCUACGGGUGCGCCGCUACGUCACCCAGCGAGCACGCGGCAGGGACGCCAGCGCGGAGAGGCGACCGUCGACGCCGGUGAGUUGGCCAGCUGGCCCGCACCCGGCAGGCAUGCUUUUAUCGCGGUCGCCGCUGACAGUGCGCGGGAGGAUCUCGCGGUGUUCUCUCGAGGAUAGCUCUCGACUUUUGUUUCGCGGAGUGCUUGUGCAGUGUUGAUAAGGAGUUAAGUUGCGAGUGGCCUUAGCUAUGUGGGUGAUAGUUGUUGCGGACGUUAAGGAGGCUUAUGAGAUUGGAGAAGUGGAUUUCUGUGAAGAGGAUGACGUCUACGAUUCAUCCAACGAGCAACUCAAAGAUGCCUUGGGGGAAGUCGUCGCCGAAAUGGAGAACAUGGAUACGGGAGACGAAAGCAAAAACAAUACCAAAACGAAGCAAAUGUCCAUCGGGCGUAAGAAAUUCAACAUGGACCCGAAGAAGGGCAUCGAAUACCUGAUAGAGCACGGGUUGCUGAAGAGCACUGCCGAGGACGUGGCGCAGUUCCUCUACAAAGGAGAAGGCCUGAACAAAACGGCCAUUGGCGACUACCUGGGCGAGAAGAACGACUUCAACGAGAAGGUGCUAAAGGCGUUUGUGGAGCUCCACGACUUCACAGACCUCAUCCUGGUGCAGGCACUCAGGCAAUUUUUAUGGAGUUUUCGUCUUCCUGGUGAAGCGCAAAAAAUUGACCGUAUGAUGGAGUGUUUUGCACAGCGCUAUUGUCAGCUCAAUCCCAAUAUUUUCACAAACACUGAUACCUGUUAUGUAUUGUCAUUUGCAAUAAUAAUGCUGAACACAAGUUUGCACAAUCCUAGUGUAAAAGAAAAGCCUACAGUGGAGCAGUUUAUCUCAAUGAAUCGAGGGAUCAACAAUGGAGGAGAUCUCCCUCAAGAGCUGCUUACUAGUUUGUAUGAGAGUAUAAAGACUGAACCGUUUAAAAUCCCUGAAGAUGAUGGUUGCGAUUUGAUGCACACUUUCUUUAAUCCUGAUAAAGAGGGUUGGCUUUGGAAACAAGGUGGACGCUAUAAAAGCUGGAAGCGACGUUGGUUCAUUCUCAAUGAUAACUGUCUAUACUACUUUGAAUAUACUACAGACAAAGAACCUAGAGGAAUUAUUCCUCUUGAAAACAUUCAAGUGCGUGAAGUUACGGAUCGCCACAAGCAUCAUUGUUUUGAACUUUAUGCCAGUGGAUCAGACUUCAUUAAAGCAUGUAAAACAGACAGUGAAGGGAAAGUUGUAGAAGGGAAACAUACUGUGUAUCGUAUGUCUGCAGCUACUCCAGAGGAUAAGGAUGACUGGAUUAAAUGUGUCAGGCAAAGCAUCAGUCAUAAUCCAUUCUACGACAUGUUGGCGGCUCGCAAGAAGAAAGCUCAGAAGAAUAGUGCUCACCACUCCAAGAGCUAAGACUUGUUUUGUGUUAGUUUGUGUUUCAUUCUGUAGUUGCGAGUGCUAGCCACGAGCGUGUCGUUAUUUUUUAUCCAGCGUGAUAUCAAAACAUUUUCUUGUUACAAUUUGCUGCGAGUUCUCUGUAUUUUUAAAGAAAGUUAUUUUGGCCAAGACAAUUUUGGCUUUUGGUAAGCUUAUUUUCAGACUGUUGAAGUUGCUGAAAUGCAACUUAUUAGCUCUUGAAAUAGUGUGAGUGAGUGAGUCUUUUAUCAGUGCUAGUGCAGUGUACAUACAAUGAAUGAGUGCAAGUGAAGAUCUUGAUUAUUAGCACGCUAAAUGGAUAAUAUCACCUAGUAGGAAAGUAUUAAAAUUUGAGUAACCUACUGGAGAUUAUUUAGUCUUAGACUAUUGGCAGGUUGUUUUGCUGUUCCACAUGUCGGGAAUCAUUGCAGUGGCAUCAAAGAUGCAAGUACUCUGUACUUCCAUGCCAUAAUUUACAGUGUUCACAUCAUUUAUUUUGGCAUAUUUGUUUUUUCAAGGAUUAUGUAUGUUAUAGGCUUUAGUUUUCAGUUUCUUUAUCUGUCAUAAAAGAAACGGAAAACUUUUUCUAACCUUUGUGGUUUGUGUUGAGUGAUGUUCAAAGUGUUUCCAGCCUUGUUGUGGACCAUUACAUGUAAGGCUGUGUUAUUGGAGAACAAGAAUUACGUGACAUCAGUUUGACACAGAAAGCUCAACACUUAAACACUUUUUCUCUUGAUACCAAAGAUUUGUGAUUCCAAGUGCACUUGUAUCUUACCAUCUUCUUUAUAGGUUGUAAGGAACUGAAGGAAAAGGUGCUUAAUUUGGUCCAAAAUAACAAAAUUGUGUGCAGAAUAAAAGGGAAUUAUUUUUUCCCUAUUUGGUGGGAAGAUGUUAAAUUGGAAGACGCAGCUCUUUGUUGUGAAAUAACCUGCAAAGUAGAUGGUUUGAACACAGUUGUGAAAUGCUUCCAAGUUUUGUAGCUGUAUUUUGAUUCCUAUUGAACAUACAGUGUACAAAGUUUCUGUCUGAAUAUUGAUCACGUAAUGCAUUUGUAAUAAGCGUUAUUAAAUCCCAGCAAUAUCUCUAGUAUUGAUAUCUUACAUUGUGUAACUGAUUUGUAGAAGUUGUUUGUUUUUCCUGUUGCUUGCGGUUUUGUCUUAACAACGAAAUAACCAGAAAUAUUAAAGAUCUGAUAAUUCGUAUAAGUUAAUCAGUGUAAAAUAGUUCACUCUCUCUCCUGCCAGUUUUAAAUAGUUGAAGAAUAGAAUGUGCCUGGUGCAACUGAGCACUUGUUUAAUAAAUGGCACAACUUUAGAUUUGUAAAUAAAUUAGCAGUUGGGAAGACAAUAGUCUUCAGAAAUUCAUGAUGCUGGAGACACCUUGCUAAAGAAUUAAAUUUAUAUUUUGAUACAAAAGGUACCGUUAGAAAAUAUAGUAAUCUCGUGUAGAAAAUUUGUGCUCUUAGCUAAUGGUUCAUACCUGUUUUCUGGAUUAUUUCUAAACCAAAUCAAAUGGCUACACACUGAUGUUCCUUGUACAAAUUUUGCCCAAAUUUGAAAAAUUAAAAAAAAAUUUUGGAGCAUAGAGUAACACGCUCAGCUUCAUUUAUGUCAAAAAUAAAUGUUUCUCAGUAAAUUCUACGAGGUUUUAUAUAGAGAUUUUCAAAUUUGUUGAUGCAUUGUUAAGUCAGUUUUAUUGCUGAUCACAUAGUUUGUUCUGCACAACACUGUAAAUUCAGAAGACCAGUAGUGUAACAAAAUGAGUGCGGAUCCACCCACAAAAAAUUUAUCUGGGUCUCCUUUACAAAAGUGUAACACUAACACAAGUAGUGUUACUACCUUAAAUAAUGAAAAUAUCCCCUAAAAACUGGUUCUUUUACUCAAGGCACUCUCACAUUGUGGGCCUUGCAGGCCCGAACAUUACACUUCUGGAGAAGACCAAUAUUUUGAUUAGAAGUUAUGUGCAGCAUGUAAAUUGCACUUAUUUUCUAUUACAUCAGUGUGUUCUCAUUUCUGAUUGAUCCCUUAUUGCAUCCUUCAACUUGCACUGAAGUGAACAAUUGGCAUUUAACAAUGCAAUGAAUAUGAACUUAUUGCAGCUGGGCUGCAUUAUGUUAAUUCUUUUUUGAAUCACACUCAACUACACUGAGUCCCUUUCAAUGGGGGUGUGUCCAAAGAUCUCUGCUACUAAUAUUUUGGGUGGCAGGCCUUCUUAACUUUUCUUGUGAGUUGAUCAUUCAUAGAGAGAGGAAAAUGUCAAACUAUGGCAUGAAAUCACUUGUGGCCAAAUGGUAGAAUUUACCACUGAAUUUCAAGUGCAUGUUAUCUCCUUUUCUCUUUGUGUGUUGUGCUUGUCAUGUGGAGUUUCUGAAUUGUAAAAGGGGAUUAUGAAGAUCCCUGUGUGUGUUAUCUACCGAAUAUCAAAAAUACGCAAGUAGCUAAUUAAAAAGAAUUUUCUCUUCAUUGAAUGUAUUUACUUAAUUAAAAAUUGUACAUCCAUCCCAGUUAAAGGGCACAAGGGUAGAGUGCCAUCUUUUAUGGAGUACUUAGUCUUUUAUUCGGUGUUAUACAAGGAUGGUUACUUGCAUUCUGGCGAUCCUCAUUAUUGUACAAUAUCUGAAGGUGCAGUAAACCAAUGGGUGUUGUACAGUGAACCUUGUCCUACCUCUGGUAUGAUGGUUUUUUUUUAUGAAAGGCUGUAUGUGUGUGAAGAUAAUUCAUGAAAAUCACUAUUUAAUUUUUAUGCGGGCAAGACAUUCUCUUGUGCCUCAAAUAUUGUGGCAAGCUACUAAUUUGACUUUAAGCCUUUCUGUGCAUUUGUUGCACAAUGGAAUGUUUUGUAUGUGCAUUAAAUUUUGAAACCUUUUCACAGUAUUGCAUUUAAGAUAAGUUUUGGCACAAAAUAGAACUUAAUUAUUUUCAGAAUAGCUUUCAUUUUUCCUCAAAUUUGUAAAAGGUGCAGCGCUGCUCUUAACAAAGUAAGCAAUGAUUGGAUUAAAGUAUCGAGAGCACAACAAAAAAUAAAUCUGAAAAUGUUUGCCUUAUGGCUGCAGUUACCUGCAUUCAUAGGUGAUUUGUUCUAAAAAUGUGUGAAAGUUUAGCAUUGCAUAUGCUGCAGGGGUUAUAGGUCAGGACACAUGCAGGCAACAAUUUUAGGAAGUUUGCAGUCUCCACCUCCCAUCUUUGUCUUGAGUCAUGAAGGUAUUCUUCUUCUGAUUGUUUGUGCAACUUGUGAAAUCUUUUUAUACUCGAAGAAUGUGGUUUUUAAUAGAAAAUAUGUUUAUAAAAAUAUUUUGCGUAAUCUAUUCGUGUAUAUAUUUUCCUGUACAUUUUAAUCUAUUUUUAUCAUGUUGGUAUAUGAAUCACAUUGCUGUAAACAUUAUAGUAUCUUUUUGCUAAUUCUGAUUAUUAUUGCAUAUCAGUCAUAAUUGUAGGAAAUAAUUGUAGUUGUCUUUAUUUAUGAAAUAACUUUGCACCAUCAAGUGCCUCUAAUAAAAUUGUAAUUACUCUCUCUUGUUCCAAGUUGGCAUCUAGUCCAUGUAUGCACCAGCCUAUUUGGGUACUCCUCAGAACUGUAAAUUUGCUUCUUCUUUUUUUUAAAAAAACAAAACCUUUUUGUACAAGAUCUCUCAUGAACCUCAUUUUUGUGCAAAACUUGAUGAUGCUAAGUUUCAUGUUGUUUCUGUAAUCUAUUUAUUUUAACCAUUGUAAAAUCUUAAACACCGUCAGUACUGUGUAUAAAUCCAUCAUAAUGCAAUGCAAAUAAAAAAAACAUUAAAUU